CGCCUCCUCGGUUUAAGGAAUGGGGAGAGGGAGGCCGGUCGAAGAUAGUGGCCUUGGUGUCCCUCCAGCAGUCAUGGGCAAAGUAAGAGGUGGGAGAGGGUUGCUUGUCUAAGGUAUAAUUAAGGCCGACUGCGGUCCCUCAGGCUUUCGGGAGGAUCAGGACGAGGACGCCAGGAGAGCUUUGGGAACCGGAGCCGCUCUGCCGGUCCCGCGUGGAGUGGGUGGCGCCCUCCUCCAUAUGCGCGCGCAAUUGCCCUCCAUCUCCCCCCCCCCCGGUGCUUCAUCUCUUUCUCCCCUCUGCAAUACGCCGGCUUUCCAUUGCGGUGUCAGGACUGGAGUCCUUGAUUUCGUCUUCGGCUGCCCGCGAAGUUUCGGGGUGCCGUGGAAAGAGCUUCGUCUCGUCUCCCGGUAUUGGAGGAUGAACAAUCUUUCAUUUAGUGAACUCUGCUGCCUAUUCUGUUGCCCACCAUGUCCAGGAAAAAUAGCUUCCAAACUGGCAUUUUUGCCCCCAGACCCCACCUAUACACUCAUGUGUGAUGAAAGUGGGAGUCGUUGGACUCUACAUCUUUCUGAUCGAGCAGACUGGCAAUACUCUUCUAGAGAAAAAGAUGCUAUUGAAUGUUUCAUGACUAGAACCAGCAAAGGUAACAGGAUUGCCUGUAUGUUUGUGCGUUGUUCCCCUAGCGCCAAGUAUACUUUACUUUUCUCGCAUGGGAAUGCUGUUGAUUUAGGCCAGAUGAGCAGCUUUUACAUAGGACUUGGUUCACGGAUUAAUUGCAACAUAUUUUCAUAUGAUUAUUCUGGAUAUGGAGCAAGUUCUGGAAAACCAACAGAGAAGAAUUUGUAUGCUGACAUCGAUGCUGCUUGGGUAGCUCUUAGAACAAGAUACGGAAUUCGCCCUGAAAAUGUGAUUAUAUAUGGCCAGAGCAUAGGAACUGUGCCAUCUGUGGAUCUUGCUGCUCGUUAUGAAAGUGCUGCUGUAAUUCUACAUUCUCCUCUGACCUCAGGAAUGCGAGUAGCUUUUCCUGAUAUAAAGAAAACAUACUGCUUUGAUGCAUUCCCAAAUAUUGACAAGAUAUCUAAAAUAACUUCUCCGGUGUUAAUAAUCCAUGGGACUGAAGAUGAAGUGAUUGACUUUUCACAUGGCCUAGCAUUAUUUGAACGUUGCCAAAGACCUGUGGAACCAUUGUGGCUUGAAGGGGCAGGACACAAUGAUGUGGAACUUUACGUACAGUAUCUUGAAAGAUUAAAACAGUUUGUAUCACAGGAACUGGUGAAUUUGUAAACCGCUUUGUUUAGUUACUUGUUGAAUUUCAUUGCUGAACUCCAGAUCUUAAUAGCCACAACAUAAAACCUGAUGGUUUUGUUUUCAAAUCAGGUCAGUUGCCUUCAUAAAUGUACAGGUAAAAUGAUUUGUAAACAUAAUUAAUGAAGGUUUUAAUGCCAGUAUUAACUGGAAUUAUAGAUGAUGGAACAAAACCUGUGUAGUUUAUAUAUUUUGUGCAAGUUUUCUUAUAUACUUAAGUCAAUUUGCAAAUCUUUUUAAGAUGUACAACAAUCUUAGAAGGAAGUACAAUUUUAAUUAUGUAAACUCUGAUGCUGUAAACAUGUUGCCAAAUGCUUUAGCAUAUCCCAAACAAGUUUAUAUACAAUAUUUUUAAAACAUCUCAAAAUGUACUGUGACAUGUUCUGUUGCACAGGUAUAAUUGAAGCCGUUAUAAAAUACAAAUAGCCAUUGCAUUUGAAGGAAUAAAAAAGAAUGAAGACAACCACUUGAAUUUUACAGGCCUUAUUAUAGGGAGCAAAUCAAAAUAAGUAUUUUAUUACCUUGUCGUCUUCUCAGUGUUUUUGUUCUUUUCCUAACUGAUUAAUGGCCAAAAAUGCUGUUUUCAAAGCACUGCUCUAUUAACAAGGCCAAUAGAAACUCAACAAAAUACAGAACCAAUAUCUCCGUGAUAUUGGCAAGUAAUCUACGGAACUUUAUAUACAGCUAUUUUAAAAUAAUCAUGUAAAAAUCUUCCAAAAAAUCUAAUAUUGAUUUGAUUUUUUUAUAUAGACAAACUUACAGACUUAGUUGACACUUUGAUUUGAAUGUUUUACAAUAUAGAAUUGUUUCAAUUAUUAUGAAAAGUUUACUAAUGUACUCCUAUAUAGUAAAACAAAUGUUGACAACUCAUCAUAAAAUAAGCUGCCUUUCCCUAGAAUACAUUUUUGCUUGAAUAAAAUUAAAAAUAUAGCCUGACUUGUAAGCAAAAUAAUAUUCAAAUACACACUUUGCUUCUAAUUUUAAAGCCUUAUGUAGUUAACCUGUUCUGCUUAUUCUUGUGAUUGUCUGAGAAUAUUGUAUGAUGUAUUGUAAAUGCUUAGAUUCGGAUUGUUUAACUCUUAAGAAAAAUUCUACAAUUCUGAAGUGUUUGUGCAAAACAUAAACUGUUCCUGAUUAGUUCUUUCUCUGUGAAUAACAGUAAGAGAGCACAAUUUCUGAUGUGACUAAAACAUCUUGCUAAACUCUAGUGAUUCCUAAAAUCUAGAUCGAUUUCUUGUUGCCAGCGGUUUUACUACUUAUAGCAUCCACUUUUUUAGGGGAUAGAAGACAUUUGACAAGUGUAUGCUGCCAUUUUGAGCAAGCCAUUGUGGCUUCUAAUUAAAUUGCUUUUUUGAUUUCAUAAAUGAAGGACUUAAUAUAUUAAAUAUAUAAGGCAAACUGUGAGUUGUCACAAUAGCUAGCAAAUGUUUGUCAGUUACAGUGUUAGAUCUAGGAAAAGUAAUGAUUCAAUCCAUACCAUUUUAAUAUGUUUAAUAUGCCUAAGCCAACCUUCAUGAACUAAUUGUAUCCCAUGGCAAUUUGAUCACGCAGAGACUGAAUCCAAGAAAAAUAGCAACCAGUUCUUUGCUUGAGAUGCUGUUUUACCAGUAUAAUUUAAAGGAUAUCUUUUAUUAGUAUAUUUAAAAAUACAUACCUUGUCCAGUUAGAGUGAUGCACUAGCGAUUGGAUUCAGUUUUAGUUAUUAGUCCCAUAAAUUUAAUGACUUCAGUGGGUGCAUUCCAAAAUCAAUAAAAUCUCAAUGCUUGGAGCUUGAUCAUUGAUCCUAAAAAUAGUUUUGAUUUGAAUGAAAUACUGAGAAAAUUGAUUACAUUUUGGUAAUUUUAACUUUUUGAGUUUCAGAUUUCUUUUUGACUUUCAGAUUACAUCUUUUCUCUAAAAUCCUUAAUAAUUCAGAUUAAAAGUUGCUCUAGUAAAGUUCAAUUUAAUAUCAAUAUUGUUUCAUAUAUCCUUUCUUAGAACAGUGGAAUAAAUAGGGUCAAAAGUGAUUUCUACCAGCCAAAGAUGUAGAUUGGGAUUGAUGAAUAUAUGAAUUACUGUUGUGUGCUGGUGCAAGCAACUUGCCAUUUUACAAUAGAGUGUUUGUAUCAGUAGCAAGCUCAUUUAUAUUAUGAUUAAAUUGCCCUACAUUUCAGAUUGUAUUUACUAAGAAUGUAGAAUUUGCCACUCUGUAUGAUUUGGUUGUUAGGCAAUGAGUUUUCCCCUAGUGGCUAUUAUCAACAGUAAUUUACAACUACAGCUGCUUUGUCUUUCAAUCAUCUGCAUUCAUAUAGGAGAAGUAUAUGGGUAAAGUUGUGCAUUUAUUUACUAGCAGUAAAGCGAUAAGUACUGCCUCUGGAUGUAGCAACUUAAUGUAAAAGAUAUAACACUAUACCGUCCAUUCCAUCCAUAUUAAAUAAGCAUGAUAAGUUUUACCUUACCAAAACAAAUCAGUGAUAACUUUUAAGUAAUCUGAAUUAUGUACUUUUGAUGCAUACUGGCUCUUAUGGGGUGGGAGAAAUAUGAUUCCAUCUAAUAGGACACAAGCAUACUGUUAAGAAAUAACAUUUCAAUUUUACUUAAUAGUAAAAUUGUUAGUAAAAUUGUAUUCCUAAAACAUAUUUUUUACAAUAAUUUUUAGAAGAGGAAAAGGAAAAGGGUGGUAAAUUGCUUCCCCCCAUCCACCCAAGAGAUUUUAAGAGUUUGGCAGGCAUUUAAGGCAAUACUGACAGUUCCAGAUCAAAUUUGUUUCUGGUUCUUCAUUAUUACUGACUCAGUUAUGGUAAUUUCAGCAGAACCCAGAGAUAAAAGCCAUUAGUGAAAAAAGUCUUGCCAUCUUUAUUAUGAAAUUGGUGGUUUUAAAAAACUUUACGCUAAUAAAUAUAUUCACUUUUGUGCUGUGUCAAGCUGGGUAACUAUAAUGAUCACUGAUAUGCGGCCCAAUUGGAUGCUAUAGUUUGCAAGUAAAUGGAUGUAAUUGUCUAAUAUAAUACUGCACACUACCUCAAACUGACCCUAUUACUCUUGGGUAGUUGAGCCUCCACAUUUGGAAAUGUGGAUACAAGGUAAUGACAGAUAUAUACAUAAUUCCAGAAAAUAAACAAUUUAAAGAAGUCUUGUAAGUGGAAACUAUUUAGAUUAAGUUAAUCUUGAAUGUUAAUCUUUACUAUGUUUGCUUGUGUUUGUCCUUUUGUUUAACAUUAGAUUAAUUCAGUGUCAAGCCUGGUCCUAAGCUUUACUCUGGAAUUAUUUCUGUUUUAAAAAAUCCUGCUAAUCAUUGUACAUUUAGACAGCUCAAAUAAAACCUAGCUUUUGAUUAUAGUGUUUCAAUUUUUUUUAUAAAUGGUAAUGGAAUCCUGUUUUCAGUAUUG
Messenger RNA from Ahaetulla prasina, 4674 nucleotides. It is a transcript of the gene ABHD17B, whose product is annotated as abhydrolase domain containing 17B, depalmitoylase. Gene Ontology annotation, molecular function: palmitoyl-(protein) hydrolase activity. Gene Ontology annotation, cellular component: endosome membrane; plasma membrane. Gene Ontology annotation, biological process: protein depalmitoylation. The coding region runs from base 239 to 1285 and encodes 348 amino acids. The transcript is spliced from 4 exons. NCBI's taxonomy places the organism in Eukaryota, Metazoa, Chordata, Lepidosauria, Squamata, Colubridae. The record is from RefSeq and is a predicted model, not a curated record.